UCAUUCUCUAACUGUAGCUAUUAGGAGAUAGUAGAUUCAUCAAAACUUAUAAUAAACCUAAUUGGAGAAUGUUCUUUCACACUCUAAAGAUAUAGAAUGUUAUCAGCCAGUAAUGCUUGCCUUUUGAGUUACCCAAAAUCUAGGGCUUAGCUUUUUGAAGAUAAAGUCCUAAAUGCUAUUGAUUAUCUUAUAAACUUCUGGAUCAGUUAUGAACAGCCGUAUCUAGUUUUUAUACAUUAGGUCUACUCAUAGAUUGGGAAGAUUGCGAUGCUUUGGUUGAAUAAGUCCAUAGUCAUUUAUAAUUAAUGCCAACAACUCUGUUGUUCUUUCGAAUCAUUCAUGAAGCAACAGUCCAUAUUCUCUGAUCAGUCUUUCUUGUAUCCUUUAGGAGUCUCUCUGAUCAUUGAUUCACUUGCAUCAAAUUCUUUAGAUAUCUUAUUAGUACUGGCUCAGUAUAAUUCUUUGUCUCUUACUAUAACAAACAUAAAAGUCAAUUUCCAGA
Molecule: messenger RNA, 502 nt
Organism: Moneuplotes crassus
Lineage: Eukaryota; Ciliophora; Spirotrichea; Euplotida; Euplotidae
Source: the annotation of a GenBank genome assembly